Messenger RNA from Penicillium angulare, 1710 nucleotides. RefSeq names its product fungal specific transcription factor domain-containing protein. The transcript has 5 exons. The record is from RefSeq and is a predicted model, not a curated record. The coding region runs from base 1 to 1710 and encodes 569 amino acids. Gene Ontology annotation, molecular function: DNA binding; zinc ion binding. Lineage: Eukaryota; Fungi; Ascomycota; Eurotiomycetes; Eurotiales; Aspergillaceae. Gene Ontology annotation, biological process: DNA-templated transcription. Gene Ontology annotation, cellular component: nucleus.
AUGGAGAAAUUGAGCAUUACAGAUAGCGGGGAUGUUUACAUUGGUAGCUCACAUUGGGCCACUAUCUUAGAGGAUAUUCAAAAUCUGAAAGACGAGUUUGCUGAAGAUCCCUCAGAUGACGCUACAACUCGACAGUCCACUCCAUAUGAGACCGCAUCCAUCCAUGGCUCCUUGUCAGCGAGACUAUCGCUACUUAACAGCGGUAUAUCACUUUCGCGUGAUCAAAUAAUGACAAUGAUUCCCGUCCGAAAAGUGGUGGAUAGACACAUCUCACGAUUUUUCAACACCUUUGACCUUGCACCCGUUAUUCUCCAUCGUAGAAAGUUUCUUGCCGAGUACGCAAAUUUCUGGGCGAACCCUUCCUCGGUGCCCACCAUGUGGAUCGGUCUUUUGUUCAGUAUAAUGAGCAUGUCUGCAUUUCUCCAGCAACAAAACUCCGAAGCAUUUGGUUUACCCAUCGAUGAAACUCAAGCAAUGCUAGAGUCUUAUCGAACUCUCACCAUUCAUUGCCUAGUCAGUGUAAACUAUCUCCAGCCAAGCAGACAUACUAUAGAAACGCUCAUCCUACAUUUUGCCGUCGACCAAAAUGUAAAUAUCGACGCAGAUAUCGGAAAUUGGCUUUUGAUCGGAGUGGUGGUUCGAAUCGCACUGCGAAUGGGACUACACCGCGAUCCAUCUCAUUGGCCACAUAUCCGGCCUUUGCAAGGUGAGUUGCGACGACGAAUUUGGAUUGCACUUUACCAGAUGGACUUCUUCACAAGUACUCAGGUCGGACUUCCUCGGAUAAUCAAAGAUUCGCAGUGUGAUACACGUCCGCCUGCACAUUUAUUCGACGAUGAUAUCAGCUUUGAGCAUGAUGAGACUCCUCCCGAGAGACCACUGGCAGAUCCCACACCACUGUCGUUUAUCAUUCACAGAAAUAAAAUCAUCAAAGUAGCUGCGGAGAUAUACGAUGUCAUCGAAGCUGCUCCGCCAUCACCUGCUACCAUUUCCGCUUUAAGUGCCAAGCUGCAGAGCGCUCUUGAUGACCUUCCUUCUUGGUUACAGGCCAAGCCUUGCCAGUCAUCCAUUGCAGAUAACCCGGUUACAAUGCUCAACCGAAUUUUCGUCAACAUACUUUUCCAUAAGGCAAUGUAUACUCUUCAUAAACAAAAUUUCUUGAAGAGCAUGGUCGACAAAGAGGGAACCGAGUCCAGUAAUAUAUGUGUCAAUUCCGCCUUGUCUAUCCUGGAACACCAACAUAUACUAAGUGAGGAGAUGGAACCUGGUGGAGUGAUGUUCAAUAUUCGCUGGAAAGUUGCUACAUCUCUCAAUCAUGAAUUUCUGCAAGCUACAAUGAUGCUGUGUCUUGCUUUGACUAGAUUCAAUGUUGAGUCAGCUGAUAACAAUGCUUUGCAAGUGCGUCAAAAGAUCACGGAUGCACUACUGUUCACAAAGAGUCUUUGGGAAAGGAAUAUCGAACGGUCCUCUGAGGCGAGAAGAGCAGUCGAGGCCAUUACCGCUGUUCUAAAAAAAGAUUCAAAGGAAUCAAAUAAAGCAGACUUGUUGGUAUCUAACGAAUUGUUUGGGCAAAUGCCAGGUAUUGGUUCAGUAAGUGCCAUUGGGGGAUUAGAGUACGAGCAGAAUAUUGCGUUGGAUCCUUCUUUGUUUUCACUGGACGAUGGAAAUAUGGCGUUUGAGAAUUUUUUCGAUGAUUUUGUGGUGACUUGA